CAACUUAUUCAAGCAGAAUGAAAACAUAAGCAUCCAUAAAGUCUGGUUUAUGCCUAUGGAACCAUGACAGAUGAGAGAAGAAGAAGAAGAAGCAUUCAACCGGGCCAAUUGAUUUUUCUCCGUUUCUUGGCAAUAAAUGCCAAGAGGGAAUGUUAAUUUGUAUUUUGGUCGCAUUAAUUUUCAAAAAAAAAUUUCAUUAAAGACAAAAAUUGAAGAGCCCCGACGGGGGGAUUUUGCAUUGGAAGUCCCCUAAUGGUGGCUGCACGAUAGCGAGCCGUCUGUAUGAGGAGAAAUAACAAAAACAAAAUGUUAAAAAACUCCUCAAAACAGACGGCUGCCAGCUGUCUACGGGGAAAGCACCUUUUUAUAAAGGUCAAAGGUCAUAACUACGGACGCCAAAACAACGAUUCAUGAAAUAGCAAGUUCGGAAUUUAGAACAAUUUUGUUUAAGUUAUGAUGUCACAGCCCACGGAGCAUAUGGAACAAGCAUCACAUGGCCAUCCCCAACCUGGACCUGGUGGCGAUACAGACCAAAGGACCGAAAUAGUGCUGGAUCCAAAGGCGAUACGUGACUCGAAACAAGAACAGGAUGCAGAGCAUGGGAGGGAAGACCCUCCAUCUCCUGGAGUUUUGCAGGAGAAGCACUCUAAUGAUGAAGGCAUGGAGAAUGAGGAUCAUGCAGGAGUAAGUGAGGGUGACAAGCAUCACCAAGUAGGAGCUCUUGAUGGAGAGAGAGGGACAUCUGCAGCUCCUGAAGAUGUAGCCAAGGAUGCGGAUCAAGUCCCUGACAGAAGAGAGAAAAACGACACAAAUUCUAAUUCUACGACUGAACAGGAGGAACACACUGUAUCAGGAACUAAAGAGGUUGAUUCAGACGAGAAUGAUAAUAUCAAAGCUCUACUGGGUCGUGACCUUCAUCACUUGACACGACCUGAGAGGUCGAUCCUCUACCGAGAGGGCGCUAGACGCCAAGAAAAAGGUAAUAUGGAGGGAGCCCUCAAGUGUUAUCUUGGAGCCAUCACGGGUCUGGCGGAGGGGUCUUCAUUUGAUGAGCUACCAAAGUGCCUUCACGCCAUAGCUGAUGUUUACUUUGAGAAGAAGGAAUAUGAAAAAGCUGUAUAUUUUAUCCAGGCAGAGAAAAUGUACUAUGAAACAGCUCUGAUAGACAUUGUCAGUCUGCCGAAAGAUACAGACUCUAAAGCUGAGAACAGACAAAACGUUGAGGAUGGUGAUGGAGAACAUCAUGAUCAACAAUAUAUUGAAUGGUCUGAUAAGGAGACUUGCCAUGAGAAAAAUGGAUACCCUGACGAUGACCUUUCACCUGGCGCUAAGAAAGGUCAAGAAUUUGAGAAUUUGGCUAGACUCUGUCUCCGGGAGGGGAAGCUACAGCUUGCUCUUGAUUACUGUGGGAAAGCAACCAAGAUGUAUCAGACCGAAUACGGAGAAGAUCAUCCCAUCACCGUUGCUGCACUGGAUCUAUUUACUGUCAUAUAUGCUGAUGUAGGCAAGAAGCUAUAUUCAGAUGCUAUGCAGAAGUUUGAGAAGGAAGAGGAGGAAUUGAAGUCUGAAAGAUCACAUGAUGUGUCACCUGACAAUAAUGAACCAGAACUAAGGCAGAGAUUUACGAGCACUGAUAACAAAGAAGUGAAUGGUGUUGAAGACAGGACAAUAGAUGAAGGGGUUCAUCGAGGAGAACUGGAACCGACUUCACUCGAGGAUCGAGAUGAUUGGGUCAUGACGGUCCUUCUCAUGCUGAUCUUCUUCUUGGCAACCGUUUUCAUCGUCAUAGUGAUAUCGUCGAUCUACUGCUAUAAUAACAACAGGACGGGUUACUGCGCGCAGACAAGGGGCGACAUCAAUUACUGGUACAUGUACGGCAGACAGGUCAUUCACAAUAUCAGGAAAAGUUUCAGAUGAAGAAUCCUCGACCAGUUGCUAAAGCCACUGCCUCACCUGUUGGGCGUUUCAUUUAAAGCUGUUACAAUUUUAUGAGCAACUGGUGACCCUCUCUUGUGGUAAAUGAUAUUCACCAUUAACCGUUCAUUGGUGAUUAUGAAGCACGUAAGAAAGGUUCACCAGUCAUUCUUUAAGUUGCCCUUAACUUUAUAUGAACAGCUUUAUCAACAAUUUUUACCAGAGACUGGUAACCCUUUCUUGUUCUGAAUGAGGUAAGAAAGGUUCACCAGUCAUUCUUUAAGUUGCCCUUAACUUUAUAUGAACAGCUUUAUCAACAAUUUUUACCAGAGACUGGUAACCCUUUCUUGUUCUGAAUGAGGUAAGAAAGGUUCACCAGUCAUUCUUUAAGUUGCCCUUAACUUUAUAUGAACAGCUUUAUCAACAAUUUUUACCAGAGACUGGUAACCCUUUCUUGUUCUGAAUGAGGUAAGAAAGGUUCACCAGUCAUUCUUAAACUCGCUCUUAACUUUAAUACCAACCGCUUUAUCACCGAUUUUUACGAAAGACUGGUAACCCUUUCUUGUUCUAAAUGAUAUCGCUAUGUGCAAAUAGGUGACAUGUUGAUGAUUACUGAUGAAAAGACGCUUCUGCUAUGUCUGUGGCUCUCACUUUUGACAGUUUGAUAGCAGGGCCCUGGGAAUGGCUUUCUUAUGAGGGAUGCUGAUGUACAUAAAUUUGACAAGCAAAAAAAAAGUGGGUUUCACCACAAAAUGAAAGUCAUUUUAUUUUGGUUCCUGCAAAUGUGACAAGCAAAAAAAGAAAAAAGUUUCACUAAAAAUGUACUAGGUCCUUUGUGUUAUAUUUAUUGAUUUUGCCACACCUACCAGGAAUUCCAGGGGAUGCUGCCUAUGUAAAAUAACACCCCCGCUUCCCAGGGCCAUGUUGGAUAGUUCCGUCCAUUUCAAAGAUCAGAGAUCAUUUUCCGUCCAUAUACAGGUUUAUGAUUCACUAUUUGCGCACUUGUGAAAAUAAGGGGUCGGACUGGUGACACAACAUUUGCUCCUGCGACAUUUGCUCUAGUCUAUCUCAGAGGUAAUAAGAGUUUUUGGUUCAGAAUAGUGUAUAGAUCAAGAUUUAGGCCCGUAUUCUGAUCUCAGGUUUAAAUUGAACCCUAGUUUAAAGGUGUAGUUUAACUAUGGAAAGCCAAUUUGGGCACAAAUCCCUAACAGUACACAUCCAAUUUAUUAACUCAUUUGACACUCAUAUUGUCCAUAAUUAUGAAAAAUUAUGAAAACGAAAGGAAACAAAAUAGUAAACAAUAUACAACAAAAACAGAAUUUUUGGCUGCCCAAAAUUAUUGUAGAGUUAGACCUUUGUCAAGUUAAACCUGACUUUAAAUUACGGGCCUAUGGGUUUAUUUAGUUUUUGAGGUUAGAUUUUAUGUGUUGCUUAAAGUGCAGAUUUUCUUUCGGAGCAAUUGUCUCCGGAGCAAAUGUAAUGGAACUGUCAGAGUACAUUAUACUUUUCACACAAAUGACUUGUUAGUAUGAAGUACAUGUAUAUAACGAAUGUCCUAACAAAGUAAUGACAAUUUUGUUAGACAUUGAUUGAAAUUUGGUGGGGGGUGUUUGUUGAAGUGAUUGUUCAGUGAUAUUCAUUGGCAGCUGUUGUAAGCUCCUGAAUAUCUUGUAUAUGAUUGAUUUAGAGCAAAUUUGUAAGUGAAAAUUAUUGAACACAUAAUAAUGAAACAUCCCCCUUAUAUCUUGUUUAUUGCAGACUGAACUGAAAUAGAAUAGACAACAUUUACUUUUUUUAACCCCCCCACUAUGAUGUUUUGGCUCUAAAAAAUAAAGUAUGUCCAUGUUAUUUACAUGGUUUUGUCUCUUAAGUUUAGGGGUUACAGGUUUUAUUUGUCUUCAUGAAGUUUUGAAGAUAAACAGCAAUUUGAUUCUGAAAACAAAAUUGAGAAUUUAUGCAGGGGGAGGGGGGGACACACUCCAAUGUAUUAACCUUAUCUAGGCCAGGGGGGGGGGGGCUCAGAGGCCCCCCUCAAAAAUUUGCGCAAUAUUUUCGCCGUGCGAAAUUUUUUGAUCGCGCUGCUGCUGACUUUUUACUUUCAAUUCUUGCACAUUUUUUUGACCAAAUUUGCAAUGCCCAGGUACGCGGUUCCGAAAUUAUGCAACAUUUUGUAACUGCAUGUCAAACCAAAAUUUGCGUGAUUUCAUGUACAAAGUCAAUGUGAAAUGUGUUUUCAACAAAAAAUCAUAAAGUAUGAUUAUUUUUAGUUUUGCUGGUCUAAAUGGAUUUAUUUUAUGCUGUUUGUGAUCUUAUUAGAGUCCCAGACAAAGUUCAUCGAAAAAACAAUGAAAAAAAGGACCAAAGGAAUACAUAUGAAAUUGCAAAAACUAAUACAUAAAAAAUUGAUCUAAUAUCACAUUUUUUUCACAUACAUUUGCUAAGAACACCACAAAGAGUUUCUGCACCAAAAAUUAGAACAAUUGGAGCUUCAUUUAGGGAGUUAGAGGACAAAAGUAUGAGUUUGCAUACUAAUUACGCAAAAAUUAGCAUAAUCAAUUAAUGGCAAUUUGCAUGAAAUAGAUUAAUAUAGAAUUUUGUAGAUUAUAUCCCAGACAACCUGCAUGGCAAUUUUCAGCACGAGAUCUCAAGGGAACCCGCCCCCUCCGGCCAUAUGAUCUCCCAAAAUACCCCCGCCUAGAUAGGGUUAAGCAUGUCUUACCCUUCUGUACAUGUAAUCCAGAUAUGAGGCUCAGAAAUAUUGCUGCCCCCUCCCCCAUGAUGUCCAAAAGUUACCUUAUAACAAUUUUUUGCCGUGCAUGUAUCUCUAUGCUUUAAAAACACGAUGUGAAACAUUGAUGGGGAGGUGCACGUUGACCUCCAGUCCUUUUGGGGUUAACUAGACGAACUGGAUAUCUGCCUGUUUUCAAUAAAUAACUAAAUUCUCCAAUUGAAUGAUAUAUACUUUAAAAAAAUUGUGUCAAUUCCUUAACUUGUACCUUGCUAAAUUCAACUCUUUUAUAUUAUAUUUAUAGAUGUUUAAUGCAUUGUUAAUUAUUUGUGCUCUUCUUUGUACAUUCGUUUAACUUUUAAUAGUAGUCUUUCAUGUUGAGCCAAUUGCAAAGUAUAGUACAUUUUGAUUUUAUGUGUUUUAUAUUUUGUUCCUUUUGGAAAUAUUGAUGAUUAUUUAUUGUUACAUUGUAUGUGACUACACAGAUUUUGUAAUGUUUAUAAAUUUUGAUUAUUUAAAUGAAAAUAAACUCAUGCAUGCCAUUUUCUCUUAAAAACCUCAUGUCUUGUCUAAUGACUGUAUUCAAAGAUGAUCGACAAAGAACAGCUGGGAGGUCUUUGUUGAAACUUGGUGAACCGGUUGAGGAGCAGAAUUCAGCGAUGGCAACAUGUUGCAUGUAUUCACACAUAAUAUUUUACAUAUUAUCAUGUCCAGGAACAGUGGUUGCAUUUGCUGCCCCACGGAAAGUCACAAUUUUAGUGACCAUCCCACAGUCAAACAGGAUUUUGGUAAUCUUUGUAGCUAGGAAAUUUCAAAUAUGUUGUUUGUCCAGAGCCGAAGACAAAACUGCCGUUUUGAAUCACUAAUUUUCGACAAAGAAUUCUCGAUUGUGUUUGUUGUGAAGGGCACCUGACAAUGUAUUUAUAUGCAUUUUUGUCCUUGAACCCUUCAUACCUCACAGAGUUAAAUCGCCCUUUUAAUUUAUGCCCAAUACACUACACAUUCUCUCAAAGUGUACUUGCCCAUUUCUCUCUUUAUUUCUCUUCCUCUAUCUCUCCCUCUCUCAUAUCUCUGUAUUUUUUUUAAAGUCUACUUGCUUCCCUCUCUCCUGCUCUCUCUCUCUUAGCUCUCCAAGUCUUUGUCUCUUUCUACUUAAACAUUUCUUUUAUUUCUUCUUUUUAUCUCUAUCUUCUCUUUGCAAACUUGAUAAAUUACCCUGUAAAAAAAUAAUUACACUAAUGUGAAACAAACUUUGUGCUUGACACAAAAACAAUUUUAAUCUGUUUGAAUAUUCAUGCCUAAACAGUCUAUUCAGAAUGCGACAAUACAAAUACAUGUACAUCAUUACUAUCAAGUUGAUAUCUACAAAAUAAUUAUAUUGGUCUCCUUUGCAAGUGGACCAUACACAAACCUAGCUUUUUCAUGAAUAUCCAUGACCUGUAUAACAUAACAUUCAAGUUUCAUAGUAAGUCUAUUACAAGCCAUGUAUAAAAUGGUACAUCAAUUGUAAAUAUUGAUUGUACCUCUUUAUCUCAAAUUAUUAGGCUUCUUUCUUAGAAUUAUCAAUGCGAUACACUUCUGUAAGUUUGAAGAGUUUCAAGAAAGUAUCAAAAUAAAUAAGGUCACAAGCUU
Messenger RNA from Lytechinus pictus (painted urchin), 6274 nucleotides. RefSeq lists its product as uncharacterized. Gene Ontology annotation, molecular function: connexin binding. The transcript is spliced from 9 exons. The record is from RefSeq and is a predicted model, not a curated record. Gene Ontology annotation, cellular component: transport vesicle; plasma membrane; trans-Golgi network. Gene Ontology annotation, biological process: positive regulation of Golgi to plasma membrane protein transport. The coding region runs from base 454 to 1917 and encodes 487 amino acids. NCBI's taxonomy places the organism in Eukaryota, Metazoa, Echinodermata, Echinoidea, Temnopleuroida, Toxopneustidae.